Didymodactylos carnosus is the source of this 516-nucleotide messenger RNA. The record is from the annotation of a GenBank genome assembly. NCBI's taxonomy places the organism in Eukaryota, Metazoa, Rotifera, Eurotatoria, Philodinida, Philodinidae.
AUGGCUAUGGUCUCUAAUCCUAAAUUGACCCAAUCUCGGUAUACCGAUAUUCAAGGUGAACCGAUCGGUAAACUACUUGUACCUAUCAAGGGUUAUCAAAACGAACCACUUCUACCGUUAGAAGAAGCAGUAAAACCGAUUCAACAGUUCUUCAAUAAUCUCGAGGAACAUGUGUGGAUUGCGAAGGAAAAUUGCCAAACUCCAAAAGACGAUCUCACACAGGACGAGGCAGCCGCCAUACACCUUUACACCAUGCAAUUCGAUUCAGGUGAAAGUCUGUAUCAAGUAUUAAAUCGAACACUGCGAGCAGAAAACCGUGAUGGCCUGAAAUCGUGGUUUUUAUACCUGAAACUGUUUUUGACUGCUUUGCAUAAACUUCCGUCUCAGCCACAGACAACGGUUUGGAGGGGUGUUCGGAAUGUGGAUUUGAGUGAAAAGUACAAGACUGCCGUCAGGUUUGCUUUGGAACUAUGGUUAAAAGAUGUCCAUGCGGCAAAUGGCCGACUGCUAGCGUGA